This is a messenger RNA of Lytechinus variegatus (green sea urchin), 3478 nucleotides long. It is a transcript of the gene slc12a9, whose product is annotated as solute carrier family 12 member 9-like. Lineage: Eukaryota; Metazoa; Echinodermata; Echinoidea; Temnopleuroida; Toxopneustidae. The transcript is spliced from 12 exons. Bases 132 to 2981 code for a protein of 949 amino acids. Gene Ontology annotation, cellular component: membrane. Gene Ontology annotation, biological process: cell volume homeostasis; potassium ion import across plasma membrane; chloride transmembrane transport. Gene Ontology annotation, molecular function: potassium:chloride symporter activity. The record is from RefSeq and is a predicted model, not a curated record.
CAAUGUGGUCACGAUCACCACAAACACAGCCUUCGCCUUGAAAAAAGGUGACGUAUGAUUAUUGACACGGUGUUGGACUUUGAUAUUUAGGGUCAUUGUUUGUUACAAAAGCGAGGAAAUAAUCCAGCAAUAUGACAGACAGAAGUUCAAAAUCAGUGUCAUACGGCGGUGUGGAAUCGCAUUAUACAACAAGAGACGAGAUAAACGAAGUCGAAGCUGGAUCGAGAGGCGGCAACAACAUGACGGUGAGCGCAGAGAUUUCCAACGGGGGCCGGGCGGCUACCACUACAGCUUCUGGUCCGACGAGCGGGACGUCUGGGGACGAGAGUACGCCACUGCUCCGAUACGAAUUGGACAGGAGUAUUUCAAAAAAUCCAAUCAACAGUGCUCGAAAUUUGUCCACCUUAUUUGGCUGUUUUAUGCCAUGUGUUCUCUCUAUUUUCAGUGCCAUUCUCUUUUUGCGUGUUGGUUUUGCCAUUGGUCAUGCUGGCCUGUUGGAGACAAUUGGCAUGUUCACACUAGGAUAUUUCAUCGUUCUACUGACCGUUCUCUCUCUGUGUGCAAUCUCAACAAAUGGAGCUGUGGAAGGAGGUGGAGCAUACUUCAUGAUCAGCCGUGCAUUGGGACCAGAGCUCGGCGGCAGUAUCGGGUUCAUAUUUUACCUCGCUAAUGUCUUCUCUUGUGCUUUCAACUCUAGUGCUUUCACUGAGAUUCUAGAAGAUAAUUUUGGAGCGUCUGGGUCUCUAGUUCGUAAUGGCAUUCCAACUGGGGGACCAAACAAGCGCUGGUGGACCUUCCUUUACAGUUCUUCAGUCUUAAUGUUCUGUUUCUUGGUGUGUCUCAUCGGAGCAAAGAUGUUCGCCCGGACCACGGGUAUCAUCUUCCUCACCGUCUUGGCCGCCAUCGUCACCGUCAUCGUCAACGCUUUUAUCCAGGAACCGUUUGAGGUUCACUUGCCCACAGACAAUCCACUGAUUGCGGAGAAUGCAACGGCCAACUAUACAGGGCUCAGCCUUGAAACUCUAGAGGAUAAUCUGUUUGCUCAUUAUACAAAGGAUUACACCACUCUCGAGCCCCAGACUUUCUUGACUGUCUUUGCUAUCGUCUUCAAUGGCAUCACAGGAAUAAUGGCCGGGGCUAAUAUGUCAGGUGAACUCCGCAACCCGGGACGAGCAAUCCCCUUAGGAACCUUAGGAGGGUGUGCCUUUACAGCAAUCAUUUACAUCAUUGUAUUUCUUCUCGUUGCUGCAACCUGUACCAGGGAUCUGUUGAUAAAUGAUUACAAUUUCCUGCAGCAUGUCAACGUAGUCGGUCCCCUGAUUGCUGUAGGGGUCAUCGCAGCAACCCUCUCUACCUCUCUCAGUACUCUGAUCGGUGGAUCAAGAGUCCUUGUUGCUCUGGCUAAGGAUAGGGUUUUUGGAUCUGUGACCAACCCAAUAGCUAGAGGAAUUACUAAGGAUGGCAAUCCCAUAGCAGCUCUCAUUGUGUGUUGGUUUAUGGUACAGAUGGUCCUCUUCAUAGGAGAACUGAAUGCCAUAGGUCCCUUGGUAUCAGUCUUCUUUCUUCUCUCCUAUGCAUGUGUCAACCUCGCCUGUCUAGCCUUGGAAGUUGCUUCCGCUCCAAAUUUCAGGCCAUCGUUCAAAUACUUCUCCUGGCACACAUCACUGCUUGGUAUGAUAGGCUGUAUCGUCAUGCUCUUCCUCAUCGAGCCCAUCUGGGCGUUCGCAGCCAUAGGUCUCUUCAUCUUCCUCCUCGUGGUCGUCAUCAUCUGGGGGCCUCACAACCAGUGGGGCUAUGUCAGCCAGGCACUUAUCUUCCAUCAGGUCAGGAAAUACCUUCUCUUGCUAGAUGUCCGCAAGGCCCAUGUCAAGUUCUGGAGACCGCAGAUCCUACUCCUUGUCUCCAACCCCCGUGCUUCCACCCAACUCAUACGCUUCGUUAACGACAUGAAGAAGAGCGGCCUCUACGUGAUAGGGCACGUCAAGACAGGAUUUCUUGACGAGUUUCCCUACGAUCCCGUGCAGCAAGAAUACCCAGCAUGGCUCUAUCUGGUGGAAUCGCUAAAAGUGAAGGCUUUCGUCGAACUGACGCUGGCCCCUACUGUACGGGAGGGGGUCACACAUUUGAUGCGCAUCUCUGGGCUAGGUGGUAUGAAACCAAACACAGUCGUAAUGGGUUUCUAUGACGACAAGAUACCCGUCAACUCGCUCAGCCAGUCCCAGGCUGAGAAACAAUCUCGCUUCCGCUUCAACACAGACGAUGAAGAGGAGGAGAUGGGGAAUGUGCUGACCCAGUUCCCCAAGCUACGGGCAGAGACCGAGACCAAGGCUCUAUCGGCCGACCAGUACGUCUUGAUGAUCUGCGACGCGAUACGUCUGCGCAAGAACAUCUGUCUGGCGCGUCACUUCUCAUCCCUUGACAUGGAUGCUCUCCAGGACAGCUCUAGGGACUCUUAUAUUGAUGUCUGGCCGAUCAACUUCCUCAAGCCCGAGCUAGCCGGCUACCUAGACACUGCUUGCAUAUUCCUCCUCCAGCUGGCGUGCGUCCUGCACAUGGUCCCCAAGUGGAACCGUCACACGCGACUCCGCGUCUUCCUAUGCGUCGACUCAGACUACCAAUCCACCCAGAAGAAGAAGGACAAGCUGAACAAGUUCCUGGUCGAUCUCCGCAUCUACGCAGAGGUUGUCACCGUCCCAUGGAACCAUAUAACGUCACUGAAUACCUACCAGAUGAACCAGAUGAACGGCGAUGCUGCUCCAAGCCUAGUCAGGUCUAUAUCUGAUGAGUAUCUACUUGCAUUGAAUCAGAUGGUGAGGGACCACACAGCGUCUACUGCUGUCGUCUUUGGUUAUUUACCCCUCCCUCCAGCGGAUCCGCAGUACCACAUGACAUAUUUACACCAUUUAAAUCUCUUAACCAAAGACCUACCACCAUCGGUGCUUGUGCACGGCUUCAGUGAAGUUACCUCAACUGUAAUGUAAUACUUCGAAAUCAAACUAGUACUUCAAAUUUUGGACAGUGUUUUUUAAAGUAAGAAAUAUAAGAUGUAUUUAUAUACUUUUUAUGCAUUUUCAUAUUUAUGAACCAACUUUAUACUCAUUUGCUCGCUCACUGUAAGAUUAAUUGGGGAUUGCUUUUAAAUGCGCAUAAAUGAUGUUUGUUCGGAAAUUGAGUGCAAUAAUAUGUGAAAUUUUGAUGACACAGCAUAUCAAAAGUGUUGGGAAUAGUUUCACUGGCAAACCAGUUGGUAGGAUUUAUUCUCUAUUUUAGCUGAUAUCUGCUCUUGCCUGUUGAGUUUGUAUUUGGUUAGUUUGUUCCAUAUGUCUAUGGUGGCAAUACUUUGUGUGCACCAGCAGGUGAACAAAUCAGUUUUAUAAUCAACCCCAACUAGGCCAGGCUAUUUGGGUAGUUUAUGAUGCAGGGGAGAGAACUCCAAGGCCCCACCCUCUUAUGUUCUCUGCUGUCGACUUCUCGAUCA